This is a messenger RNA of Cokeromyces recurvatus, 816 nucleotides long. RefSeq names its product Snf7 family. The coding region runs from base 32 to 655 and encodes 207 amino acids. Lineage: Eukaryota; Fungi; Mucoromycota; Mucoromycetes; Mucorales; Mucoraceae. The record is from RefSeq and is a predicted model, not a curated record. The transcript is spliced from 6 exons. Gene Ontology annotation, cellular component: multivesicular body; ESCRT III complex. Gene Ontology annotation, biological process: vesicle budding from membrane; late endosome to vacuole transport via multivesicular body sorting pathway.
UUAAUUUCCUUCAAUAAUAAUAAUAAAAAAAAUGGGGGCAGGAGCAUCCAAAAAUAAGAUUACCUCGCAAGAUAAAGCAAUAUUAGAUUUAAAAGUUCAACGAGAUAAGCUUAAAAGAUACCAGAAAAACAUUAAUGUAGUGAUUGAAAAAGAAAUUGAAGCAGCAAAGAUUGCUUUAAAUCAAGGAAAUAAAAAAAAGGCACUUCUAGCUUUAAAAAAGAAGAAAUAUCAAGUUCAAUUACUUGAUAAAACGGAACAGCAAUUAAUGAAUCUUGAGGAACUUACUCAUUCCAUUGAAUAUGCCUUAGUAGAAAAGCAAGUUUUAGAAGGAUUGAAAAAAGGAAAUGAAGUAUUGAAUGAAAUACAUAAAGAAACUUCAAUUGAAGCCGUUGAGAAAUUAAUGGAUGACACAGCCGAUGCCAUUGCUUACCAAAAUGAAAUUGAUGAGAUGUUGCAUGGAUUAAUAAGUGUUGAAGAUGAAGAAGAAAUAAUGAAAGAAUUAGAUGAGCUUCGAGAACAAGAGCUGAACUUGGAAUUACCUGAUGUACCCAAUCAUAAAUUACCUGAACUCAUCCCAGAUGAUUUGCCAAAUGUUCCAACGCAUACGCCUGCCGUCAAAUCUAAAAAACAAAAACAAGCGUUGCUGGCCAUCUAAUCAAGAUGUAAAGUUUGACAUUUUUGCUGUUUUUGGAUAUUUUGUGAAAAAAGAUUUAUCCUGGUAUACAUAAAAGAAUUGUUGUACAUGAACAAAUAAUUUUUUUUUUUUGUUUUUUGUUUUUUUGUUUUCAGCUUUUGAUAUAUAAAGUAGAGUGGGCG